CCUUUGAGGAAAAAACGAAAUGCGGGCAAAUUGAACAUUUCUAGAGCUCCCCCGAAAGAAAGAGGGGCCAAGAAUCAGCCAAAACCAACACUUUCUCAUCCAUCAGACAUGAGACGGGGAAGGACACCUGCAUCCAGGGAGGAUGGAUUUCCCGGACGGGGAGUACCACCACAGAGGAGGCCGUCCUGAAGAUGAUCUAUAUAGACCUCCCUUCCAUGAAGACGAUCCUUACUUAUUGUCCGGGGCAUUGCGAGAGGUUUACCUGAGAGGAGGAGACCCCAGUCUGUGUGGUUUUGAGGAAGACGAGCUUCGUAGAGCAGGCUAUCAUGAAGAUGACCUUCGUAGAAGGGAUCACUACCUUGAAGAACAAAUCCAUGGUCAGGAUUAUUUGGAGAACAUGCGUAGACGAGAGUUUUUGGAGUCCAGGCCAGGUCACCAAGAGGAAAUCCCUCAUCGCCACGCAUACCCUGAAGAAACUCCACGCAGGAGUGUCUACCCGGAGAAUGAUCCUCUCAAACAGUUCUAUUCUGAUGAGGUUCUCCGUAGAACAUUUCAUGCUGCUGAAGCUUCUAAGGAGCGGGCCUUUCGAGAAGAUGAAUCACCACAUGGGAGGAGCUAUCCUUAUGUUCCGGCCUAUCCGCAGGAAUUUCCUCCUGAACGUGCAUAUCCUGACAAAGCUCCUCUCUGCUUUGAACACGCCCAUGGAAGGGCAGCCCACGGACCACCUGUUCAUGAAGACCCUUACUCCGAGGAUACCCGUAGAAGCGGAUACCUUGAGGAGGCACAACGCAGGGCGUACAAUGAGGAACAACAUGGGCCAGCCUAUCCAGAAGGCAACCCUCAUAAGCGAUCUCACGACAGGGAUCCAAACGGCCGUGGGUACCCCAAGGGUCCAGAUGGGCAAGGAGCAGCUGACGAAGACUUGAGGUUCCCAAAUCAAAUGGAGGGACCAAUGGAGACAGGGGGUCAAGGCAGCAGGGAGCAUUUGUUUGACCUUGUCAAGGCCAUUCGUCAGGAGGGGAGGGGUCCGCAGCAUCCAGAGGUGGAGCGAGGGAUGGGACCACCAGGAAUGAGGGGGACUCCUCAGAAGCCAGCAGAGGGUGACAGAAUGAGAACAGAGAUCCCCGAACCUUUCCGGCGCUUCCUGGAAGGAGCCACAGAUGACCACAAGAGCCCCGGGAAACGGAAGAGAAAGAGCAGGUUCUCUGAUGCAAAAGAACAGGAGGAGGACGUGUUGAAGUUAAUGCAAGCCGUUGACAAUAGAAGAAGGUCAGAACCUUUUGCCAAAUCACAGGGUGCUUAUCAAGGAGUAGCAGGCUCCAGACCAAUGGCAGAGGCAGCUCCAGACACUGGGAAUGUUUUGGAUGUACUGAAUAACAUACAGGUUGAGAAUGUGGAAGAGGCCAACUUCCUGAAGGACAAGCUGUGUAACCUUCUGAAAGAGUUCCAAGACAAAAAAUAUGAGAAGACAGCGGUAAUGCCUGCGUACAAAAGCCUACAUCCAACAGUAAUUUCCAAAGAAUAUAAUCACAUGAGCAAGGAUCACCUGGAAAAUCCCAGAGAUGACUAUGAAAGAAACUACAGAGAAGUGCAAGAGGAGAGACAUUACGAAGGCCAUCCUCCCAGACACUCAAAGGAACGCUCACAGGAGCGCUACACUCCGGAGACCCCACAGGAUCCUUACAGAGACACAGACAUGAGAAUGGAGAGGAGAGCUCAAUAUGAAGAGGUCUUUGGGCAUGUUGAGAUGUACCCACAAUCUCAUGCUCGUCCAGAGGAGCCAAUGGCAUACCCCCACGAGAGUUGUCAGGGGCCGAUGUACCCUCGUGAUUACCCACCUGCAGGGGAUCUUCACAAUCCAUUCAAUCCUACACCCCCAAUACACUGGGAGCGGGGGUACAGGACGGGUGUCCCUCAAUCCACCAGCCUAGACAAAAUCACCUCCACUCUCCUGGAGCUUGUGGCAAGGAAAAAGUGAUUUUACAGUAGAACCACCAUGUGUAAAAAAUAUUUGUAUUGAUUUGAGCUCAACUGUAUUUCUGUUGGAAUUUUGCUUUUGAAAUGUUUCUACACUUUUAUUUGCUUUAAUUGUUCAUCUUGAUGGCUAGUUUUAAGGGUUAAAGGUUUUGUAGCAAUUAUUUGACAUUAGUAAUCUGAAAAUAUGCUUUGAACGGUGUAGACAUGUUGUUGAAAACAAAAUUAUUUCUUUUGAAUAACUUCUAUUCACUUAACGCUGCAUUGUAACUGACAAUAAAACAUUUGUGACCACAAAUCAGUUCUGAUCCAAACAAGAUGGUUAAAGAAAUAUUACACUGAACAAAAAUAUGAGCGCAACAUGUAAUGUGUUGGUCCCUUGUUUCAUGAGCUGAAAUAAAAUAUCCUACAAAUGUUCCAUACACACCAAAA
Messenger RNA from Oncorhynchus masou masou (cherry salmon), 2406 nucleotides. RefSeq lists its product as uncharacterized. NCBI's taxonomy places the organism in Eukaryota, Metazoa, Chordata, Actinopteri, Salmoniformes, Salmonidae. The record is from RefSeq and is a predicted model, not a curated record. Bases 143 to 1978 code for a protein of 611 amino acids. The transcript is spliced from 7 exons.